AUGCCUCUACAAAAGCCCCCACCGAAAGCCAUACUUGCCCAACGUAUCCAACGCCUAAUGGCAAUAGGCUACUCAGGCAUGGGCUCAUGGUGUCUUCUAUGUCCAUCAACAGUCAUUGGCCUUUCCCUUGUACCAAAAUACGCCUCAACUGAAUAUACAUCCAUCCUUCUAAUGCGCUGUUUCGGCGCUCAAGCGGCAACUUGUGGUCUGCUGCUGGGUACGGCUAGCAUGACGCCAAAGAGUUUCGUGGCGUUUGGCCUUGCUAUGAUUCCAUAUCUUGGGUUUAAUUAUUGGUUUGGGGUGGGUCCUGGAAAGGGAAUAUUUACUUCGUUGCUAUGGUUGGAUUUUGUGGGGAAUGUUACCUUCUGUGCUGGUUCGUUUUAUUGUGCUUGGUUGUUGGGACGGGAUGAUGAGGAGGUUUGUGUGGGUGAUCGGUCGAAGAGAGUUGAGUGA
Molecule: messenger RNA, 453 nt
Organism: Penicillium waksmanii
Lineage: Eukaryota; Fungi; Ascomycota; Eurotiomycetes; Eurotiales; Aspergillaceae
Exons: 2
Coding region: 1-453 (150 amino acids)
Source: RefSeq, a predicted model, not a curated record